Molecule: messenger RNA, 961 nt
Organism: Spinacia oleracea (spinach)
Lineage: Eukaryota; Viridiplantae; Streptophyta; Magnoliopsida; Caryophyllales; Amaranthaceae
Product: germin-like protein subfamily 1 member 17
Exons: 2
Coding region: 91-777 (228 amino acids)
Molecular function (GO): manganese ion binding
Source: RefSeq, a predicted model, not a curated record
GCUAAGAACAUUACAGAGCUUAACUUACACACUUACAUCAAAAGCGAAUUAAUAACCCGCGAUUUUAGAUCUUUUGUUCCCGAAUCCACCAUGGCAAUUCGUAACAUCCUUACCUACAUUGUUGUUAUAGCUAUCGCUUCCUCGGUUGCCUACGCUGCUGAUCCAACACAGCUCCAAGAUUUCUGUGUUGCAGUGAAUGACCCCAAUGCUGCUUUAUUUGUCAAUGGACAGUUUUGUAAGAAUCCAAUGGAAGCAACAUCAGAGGAUUUCUUUCGCCAAGGGCUUGACAAGCCAGGGUUCACCGGAAAUGGCAAUAGACUAGGUGCCAACGUGACCUUAGUCAGUGCAGCACAAGUCCCGGGCCUCAACACUCUUGGAAUAUCAAUCGCUAGAAUUGACUUUGCACCUUACGGGCUCAAUCCUCCCCACACUCACCCUCGUGCUACUGAGAUCCUUACAGUCAUUGAAGGAACUCUAUACGUUGGUUUUGUGACCUCUAACCUCCAAAAUGGUGAAAAUAAGUUGUUUGAGAAGGUGCUUAACAAAGGAGAUGUGUUUGUUUUCCCUCAAGGCCUCAUCCACUUCCAGUUGAAUGUUGGUAAAACUCCAGCUGUCGCAAUUGCUGGUUUGAGCAGCCAAAAUCCCGGUGUGGUAACUAUUGGUAACGCUGUAUUCGGGGCGGAGAAACCUAUCUCGGUUGAUGUUCUAAGCAAGGCCUUCCAACUUGAUGGCAAUGUGAUCAAGCGUCUGCAGUCACUAUUUUGGAUCAGCCCCUAAUUGCAUUACUUAAAAUGCUCCUAUACGGCUUUCUCUAAAUUAUUAUGAAGCUAUUAUACAGCUAAUAAGUUUCUAGAUAUUGUUUUAAAUUUAAGUAUUUUCUGAUAUAAAAAAUGUAUGUCUUACUUUAUGUGCAAAAGUUAUUCAAGUGAUGAAUUUAUAAAAUAAAGCAGUUUUACGUGUA